Molecule: messenger RNA, 1683 nt
Organism: Hippocampus zosterae (dwarf seahorse)
Lineage: Eukaryota; Metazoa; Chordata; Actinopteri; Syngnathiformes; Syngnathidae
Gene: ufd1l
Product: ubiquitin recognition factor in ER associated degradation 1
Exons: 12
Coding region: 157-1089 (310 amino acids)
Cellular component (GO): VCP-NPL4-UFD1 AAA ATPase complex
Molecular function (GO): polyubiquitin modification-dependent protein binding
Source: RefSeq, a predicted model, not a curated record
AGUUGGUAUCUUUCGUCAUCUGACGUCACAAGUACUUCCGGUUUGGGCGGAAGACAACAGUGGCAACCCUCGGCUUCUAUGUACAUGUCAAAAUAACCUAACACAACCUCGUAUUCUUGUUUUGGACUUCGAGGGAACAAAGACAACCACGUCGAUAUGUUUUCCUUCAACGUCUUAGAUCACCCGAUGUCGCGUGGCUUCCAGAACCGCUUUUCCACUCAGUACCGAUGCUAUUCUGUAUCGAUGCUGGCCGGUCCCAACGACCGCUCCGACGUGGAGAAGGGAGGCAAAAUCAUAAUGCCACCUUCAGCGCUUGACCAGCUGAGCAGACUUAAUAUCACCUAUCCGAUGCUGUUCAAGCUGACCAACAAGAACUCCGACCGAAUGACACACUGCGGCGUUCUCGAAUUCGUGGCGGAUGAGGGAAUCUGCUAUCUGCCACACUGGAUGAUGCAAAAUCUGCUUCUGGAAGAAGGUGGUCUGGUCCAGGUUGAGAGCGUUAACCUCCUGGUGGCCACCUACUCCAAGUUCCAGCCACAGAGUCCUGACUUUUUGGACAUUACAAACCCCAAAGCAGUCCUGGAGAAUGCUUUGAGGAACUUUGCGUGCCUGACCACCGGUGAUGUCAUAGCCAUCAACUAUAAUGAAAAGAUUUAUGAGCUGCGAGUAAUGGAGACCAAGCCAGACAAAGCAGUAUCCAUCAUUGAGUGUGACAUGAAUGUGGAUUUUGAUGCACCGCUGGGUUACAAAGAGCCUGAACGCCGGCCUCAGCACCAUGAAGAACCGACCGAGGAGGAUGCAGAUCCGAGCACGUACGCCGAUAUGGACACGCGAUUCCGAGCCUUCACUGGUUCUGGCAAUCGCUUGGAUGGUAAAACCAAAGGGAUUGAGCCCAGCCCUGCUCCUCUGGGACCCAGUGACAUUAUCAGAGGUAUCCCCAACUACGAGUUUAAGGUUGGCAGGAUCACGUUCAUCCGAAACUCAAGGCCACUGCCAAGAAGAUUGGCUGAUGAUGAUGACGCUAUGAACAGAUUCAUCGCCUUUUCCGGGGAAGGACAAUCAUUACGCAAGAAGGGCAGAAAGCCAUGACAGGGUUCUAGCGAGGAAGCGAUUUGUUGGCUCAUGCACACACACACACACAUGCAACAUGUAUUGCCACCUACACCUGCAAAGUGAAAGCUUUCUUUCAGGUGCACUGGGACGUUGACGUCUUGGAUGCUUUAAAAUUGCAGUUGUGCUGUGGAGGUGAUUUUGUACUUGAUUACGACCGGGGCAGUCCCUUUUUCUUUCUUUUUUUUUUUUUUCCAAUUGAAGCUGAGAUCUGUAAAAUGUUGCCAGCAGUGAUUUUUGUACCCCCGAUUGUGUUAGCGAUUGGUUAGAAUUAUUUUCCCAAAACGUGACAAAGAGUCACUCUUGAAGCAUCUUUAUUCGGAUUUGAAUUGCCUCUUACUUGAAGGUUAUAUUUGUCGGCUAUUUUCCCAGUGGUAAUAUCUGCAGUCCACCUCAUUAAUACAGCUGUCCCAUUAUGGUCAAUUAUUGUGACAAAAUGGGUGCAAUAUUUUUUGAACUUGUUUUUAAUAAUAAUGAGAAAUGUGUCAGAAUUUUUUUCCUGAGUUAUUUUAAGGGAUCCACAAGUGUUUUCUUUUUCAUUAUUUAUAGAUGAAUAAAAGAUUGUUAAAAGUA